UCAGGGCAAGCUCCGAAACAACCAAUUUCAUGGAAGCCAAGUUUUGAUCUUUCCCAAACUGUAGUACAGCAGUGCCAAAGGGACCUAGUGUUGAAAAUUGGACCUUAUAUAGUGCAAGGUCUUACAAGCAGGCACAAGGCUGUCAGGAAGACGUGUGUGUUCUUUAUGAAGGACCUAGUUGAACUUGAAGAUACAUGGAUAUUAAUGCAAUUGUCUCAUCUUGGGGUGAUGAAGAGAAUGGUCGACUUCCUUAGGGUAAAUGAUGAUGACGAGUUACUGGAAGUUAUGGGAUUGAUAGUGGCAAGGAUGCUGGUGAGUAGUGAUGACAGGCUUGGGCAGUUAUUUGAUACACAUGGGGGUCCAACUCUCCUGAUGUCAAUGGCAAGGAGGACCACUGGAUUACUGAGAGAUGAGGUGGGGCAGACACUGAAGUCUGUUACGCAUGGUCUGAAGAAGCAAAAGUACAAGCAGUUACAAAAAGCUACACAGCACCCUCAGAAAGCAGACAUUUGGGAUCAGGUUUUUCAAAAAUGGCAGGAACAAGACAGAGUAACACAAAUAUUCCAGAGGCCAUACAUCUCACCUCAGCAUCAGGUUUUAUAGAAACCACAACACUGAU
Molecule: messenger RNA, 619 nt
Organism: Lingula anatina
Lineage: Eukaryota; Metazoa; Brachiopoda; Lingulata; Lingulida; Lingulidae
Source: RefSeq, a predicted model, not a curated record